AUAAACUAAGUCACUUACAUAACCUUUGUGGUCUUGUCAACUUUCAAGAUGGCUGCCAACCUUGUCCGAGCGAUGUCCCCUUUUCCAAAACAUCUCAAAGAACUUCGUCUUCAUCUUUGCCAAAGAUCAGCCGCAAGUCAGGGCGUGAGGGACUUUGUUGAGAAUCACUAUGUUGACCUGAAGAAGAGCAACCCACAGUUCCCCUUCCUCAUCAGAGAGUGCAGCGGGGUGGAACCAAAAGUCUGGGCUAGAUAUGAGUUUGGAAGAGAGCGGAACCUCCCCCUGUCCAACAUGUCAUCUGACCAGGUGGCCAAAGCCCUGCAGAUGCUGGCAGAACAGAAGUAACAACACCGUGGGAGGAACAGGAAAAGUUGUACCUAUAAGUAAAUCUUUCAGACUCAGAGCAUAUAAAAUGUACAGAAUUUCUUCUCACCUAUAUCUUGUUUGAAUAGAGACAGUUCAGUGGUUUUAAUUUCAUGGUCAUAUUACAGGAGGAGGGCUUCAGUUUCUUUGGUUUUCUUCCAGCUAUCCGAAUUUUAUCCCCAGCCAUGUCUUGGGAUGUUUUUGAACUGCCCCCCUCCCAUAAUUGUUCACAGGGUUCAGUCAACAGUUCUUCUUAACUCUGUUUAUGGGUGAGUGAAUAACCGAGAUGUCAACAUUGCUAACUAUGUGGAUUAGACAACAAUGGAAACUGGUGUCAGAGGUGACAAGAAGAUUGUACCUUUUGACGUAUAUAAAAGUUCAGCACCAGUUAGAGGUAAUAUCAGAACGUUCCCGUGGGAUUUUUCUAGCCAACAGUAACGAUGUGACAAUGUGAGCCGAACCUUAUUUAAUGUGGUGAACUUUGGUCACGAUAAACAGCAUCAAAUGUUAAAUGUCAUCAAAACAAUGGAGACAGAAAGAGACUUCAGUCACUGUUCUUCUACAACACUUGCUGCUUUAUUAGGAAAAUAAAAGCACUGAACACCA
Molecule: messenger RNA, 969 nt
Organism: Branchiostoma floridae (Florida lancelet)
Lineage: Eukaryota; Metazoa; Chordata; Leptocardii; Amphioxiformes; Branchiostomatidae
Product: NADH dehydrogenase [ubiquinone] 1 alpha subcomplex subunit 2-like
Exons: 3
Coding region: 49-345 (98 amino acids)
Source: RefSeq, a predicted model, not a curated record